AUGCAUCUCAAGAAGUCCGUCGUCUUCGCCGGAGUGGCCAUGAUCCCUGUGGCCUGCGCCGUGCCCACGAAGCGAGCUACCGCCGAUACUGCCGAAUGGACGGAGCUUCACCGGGCUGCGCAACUUGCCUCUGCCGCAUACACCGGCUGUAUCGGCACCGCAUUCGAUGUGACCAUCACGAAGCAGCUGAACGAUCUGGUCACAGACACUCAGGGCUUCAUUGGCUACUCCACAGAGAAGAAGCGCAUCACGGUUGCCAUGAGAGGCUCAACCAGCGCCACUGACAUCGCCAACGACGUUGACACGACAUUGGUGACUCCCAGCCUCUCCGGCAUCAACUUCCCAUCAGGCGCCCAGAUCAUGCAUGGCAUUUACUCGCCCUGGUCAUCGGUCCACGACACGGUCAUCUCCGAGGUCAAGACCCUAGUGGAGCAGUACCCGGACUAUGAUCUGGAAUCCACUGGCCACUCUCUGGGCGGGUCCCUGACGUACAUGUCGUACAUUGCGUUGGCGCAGAACUUCCCAGAGAAGACGGUCAUUAGCAAUGCGCUGGCCGCAUACCCGAUCGGCAACUCCGCCUUUGCUGAGUUUGGCACUUCGCAGAAUGGCACCUUGAAUCGGGGUAACAAUGCUGAUGAUGGUGUCCCGAACAUGUACAUCAUGUGGCCUUAUGACUUUGUCCACUACGGAACGGAAUACUACAGCUCCGGGACUCAGAGCAGCACGGUCAAGUGUAGCGGCGAGCGGGACACCCAGUGCUCAGCGGGCAACGGCCAGUUGGGUGUCACUGCAGGCCACUUUUCCAACUUUGGCAUUGCGAUGGGAAUGGCAGGUUGCAGCGCUUCGCUGUUGUAG
Molecule: messenger RNA, 855 nt
Organism: Aspergillus aculeatinus CBS 121060
Lineage: Eukaryota; Fungi; Ascomycota; Eurotiomycetes; Eurotiales; Aspergillaceae
Product: putative alkaline lipase
Exons: 6
Coding region: 1-855 (284 amino acids)
Biological process (GO): lipid metabolic process
Source: RefSeq, a predicted model, not a curated record